This is a messenger RNA of Panicum hallii, 4203 nucleotides long. RefSeq names its product endonuclease MutS2-like. Gene Ontology annotation, molecular function: cobalt ion binding; mismatched DNA binding; zinc ion binding. Gene Ontology annotation, biological process: purine nucleobase catabolic process; allantoin catabolic process; mismatch repair. Gene Ontology annotation, cellular component: cytoplasm. The record is from RefSeq and is a predicted model, not a curated record. The transcript is spliced from 20 exons. NCBI's taxonomy places the organism in Eukaryota, Viridiplantae, Streptophyta, Magnoliopsida, Poales, Poaceae.
GGAGGCGCACGAGUCACGACGACGCGGAGGCGCAGCAGAAAGGGACGGCACUCUCUCGUGAGGCGAGGAGGCGGAGCCAUGGCGGCGUCGGCGAAGGGGCGGCUCGUGCCGGUGCUCGCGGUGGCGGCGGCGCUCGCGGCCGUGCUCCUCUACCGCGCGCCCUUCUCCAAGGUCCCCGGGAUUCCCGACAGCGAUGGAGUUUGGGCGGCGAAGGGUGCAGCCUCCUCCCGCACGACCACUUCUGGAUCGCCAGCGAACGCGUCGUCACGCUCGGCCGCGUCGGACCCGCCGCAGUGGAGGUCAAAGGGGGCCUGAUCAACGCGAUCGCCGUCGGGGACUACCGCAACUUCGUGCUCCGGCGGCCGCUCCUCGACUACGGAGACGCUGUCAUCAUGCCCGGACUCAUCGACGUGCAUGCCCAUCUCGAUGAGCCUGGACGCGAGGAGUGGGAGGGCUUCUCCACUGGUACAAGGGCUGCUGCUGCAGGUGGGAUAACAACGCUAGUGGACAUGCCACUCAACAGCUUUCCAUCAACAGUUUCUGAAGAAACUCUCAAGCUGAAGCUCGAAGCAGCUCGGGAUAAGCUAUUUGUUGAUGUAGGGUUCUGGGGUGGCCUUGUGCCAGAGAACGCCUUCAAUCCAAGUGCUUUGGAGAGCCUCCUAAAUGCAGGAGUUUUAGGACUAAAGUCUUUUAUGUGCCCCUCAGGCAUCAACGACUUUCCCAUGACAAAUUCAACCCAUAUCGAGGAAGGAUUGGUUACACUGGCAAAAUACCAGAGACCUUUACUUAUCCAUGCUGAACGUAUACCUGAUGAUGAGGAUGAUGAUGGACUCGAUGGUGAACUAGAUCCUCGAUCCUAUGCGACGUAUCUGAAGUCUAGACCACCAGCAUGGGAGGAAUCAGCUAUCAGAGAUUUGCAACGUGCGAUGAAGGACACAGAGGCAGGGGGUCGGUCAGAAGGAGCUCAUAUUCACAUCGUUCAUCUGUCAGAUGCAAAAGCUUCCCUUGAACUUAUGAAGGAUGCUAAACGCACUGGUGCAAGCGUGACUGUAGAAACAUGUCCUCAUUACCUGGCAUUUUCAGCUGACGAAGUUCCAGAUGGGGAUACUCGCUUCAAAUGUGCCCCUCCUAUACGUGAUGGCAUGAACAGAGAAAAUCUUUGGAAAGCUCUGCUCGACGGACACAUAGACAUGUUAAGCUCAGACCACUCACCAUCAGCUCCUGAUCUCAAACUAAUGGAAGAAGGCAACUUUUUAAAGGCAUGGGGAGGUAUAUCAUCAUUGCAGUUUGUUCUCCCUGUGACAUGGUCGUAUGGGAAAAAGUACGGCAUUACUUUGAAUCAACUAGCCGCAUGGUGGAGUGAAAAUCCAGCUAAGCUUGCAGGGCAAAAGAACAAGGGAGCUAUUCUGCCGGGAUACCAUGCUGACAUUGUAGUAUGGAAACCUGAGGCACAGUUCGAACUUGAUGACAGCCAUUCUGUGUACCAUAAACACCGGAAUAUUUCUGCAUAUUUAGGGAAAGAACUUUCUGGUAAGGUCCUGUCUACUUUUGUGAGAGGAAAUCUUGUGUUUGCAGAAGACAAGCACGCAAAGGCCGCCUGUGGUGCUACAAUCCUCGCUAAGUAAGAUCGCAGCACAAAACGUAUUCUAUCUUUACGCGUUGAUUCAUCUUCCAGCAGGUACUCUCCUCUUCUGGAUGUACUGCAAGGUUGUGACUUCUUGACUGAACUUGUGCAACGGAUAGAAUUUUGCCUUGAUUCCACUCUUUCUCUGGUCCUGGAUCGCGCCAGCAAGAAUCUAGAAACAAUUCGCAGAGAAAGGAGGAGGAACAUUGAGAUGUUAGAAUCUCUGUUGAAAGAUACAGCUUCAAAGAUUUUCCAAGCUGGUGGGAUUGAUAGUCCUGUGGUCACUAAGCGCCGUUCUAGGAUGUGUGUUGGUGUGAAAGCUUCACACAAGCAUUUGGUGCCUGGUGGAAUUGUUCUAAGUUCCAGCGGCUCUGGUGCAACGUACUUUAUGGAGCCGAGGGAUGCUGUUGAGCUUAACAACAGGGAAGUUAAACUCUCAGGUGAUGAGAGAGCAGAGGAAUUGGUAAUAUUAGGCUUGCUAACUUCAAGUAUCGUAGACUCCCAACUGAAGAUCAGAAAUUUGAUGGACAGGAUUUUGGAAUUGGACCUUGCCAUUGCUAGAGGGUCGUAUGCACUAUGGACAAAUGGUGUCAAACCAAGCUUCAGUGACAGUUAUAGCAGCAGCCAGUCGGAUCAGAGCAGCGACUAUUCAGUUUAUAUUGAGGGCAUUCGGCAUCCUUUGCUACUUGAACAUUCUCUCAUGGCAGAAGAUUCAACUAUAGAAGCAUCUGAAAUGCCUGUUCCAUUGGACUUGUGGGUGAAAAAGGAUGCAAGGAUAGUUGUGAUCUCUGGACCCAACACUGGAGGCAAAACUGCCACUAUGAAGACCUUGGGGCUGUCCUCACUUAUGUCAAAAGCUGGAAUUUUCUUCCCAGCCAAAGGAAGGCCUAGGAUUCCAUGGUUCGAUCAGGUUCUUGCAGAUAUUGGUGAUCACCAGUCGCUGGAGCACAGCCUCUCUACAUUCAGUGGGCACAUAUCACGCCUGCGCAGGAUUGUAGAAGUUGUAUCAAAAGAUUCUCUAGUUUUAAUUGAUGAGAUUGGAAGUGGCACUGAUCCAUCAGAAGGUGUAGCUCUUUCAACCAGCAUUUUAAAGUUUCUUGCAAGUAAAGUGAACUUGGCCAUUGUGACAACUCAUUAUGCUGAUCUAAGUUGUCUCCAGUCAGUUGAUAGCAGAUUUGAGAAUGCUGCAAUGGAAUUUUGUUUAGAAACUCUGCAACCAACAUAUCGAAUCUUAUGGGGCACUACUGGUAAUUCCAAUGCACUUAGUAUUGCAAAAUCAAUCGGUUUUGAUCAAAAAGUGCUUGAUCGCGCACAAGAGUGGGUUGAGAAGCUGUUGCCUGAUAAGCAAAAGGAACGCCAAGGUUUACUUUAUGAUUCUCUCCUCGAUGAAAGAAACCUUUUGGAGUCUCAGGCAAAUGAAGCUGCAUCUGUUCUUUCACAAGUUGAAGGGUUGUACAAUGAGAUUCGUUUGGAAGCUGAUGAUCUUGAAAGUCGAGUAGCUGCUUUGAGGACAAGAGAGACCCAAAAUGUUCAACAAGAACUAAAGGUUGUGAAGUCUCAGAUGGACACAAUAAUUAAGAACUUUGAAGUUCAACUGAAGAAUUCAAAACUUGAACAAUACAAUUCACUAAUGAGGAAAGCAGAAGCUGCCACUGCUUCAGUGGUUGCUGCUCAUCAGCCAAAUGAAAUAACUUUCAACGAUGAUGAAAACCAGAGUUUGUUUGUUCCGCAAAUUGGAGACAAAGUGUAUAUCCAAGGAUUGGGAGGAGGAACUAUGGCUACUGUUAUUGAAACUCUUGGAGAAGAUGGGAGCUGCAUCGUUCAAUAUGGAAAGAUAAAGGUUCAAGUCAAGAGAAGCAAGAUGAAAUUGGUUCAACAAGGUACAAAUGAGACAGCAACUUCCUCUUCUGUAAAACCAAAGGGCCGAACGCCGAAGCAGCGAUCUGCAGCAGCGGAGACGAACCAGAGCCAAGAUGGCAGCGUCUCUUUCGGCCCCGUUGUGCAGACGUCCAAGAAUACGGUGGAUCUGCGCGGGAAGCGGGUGAGCGAGGCGUCCUACGAGCUCCAGAUGGCCAUCGACUCGUGCAGGCCUUGCCAGGUUCUCUUCGUGGUCCAUGGCAUGGGCACCGGAGCCGUGAAGGACUGUGCCAUUGAUGUUCUCCGGAACCACCCUCGAGUGGCCAAGUUCGAAGACGAGAGUCCUCUCAACUACGGCUGCACUGUGGCCUACAUUCAGUAAACAGACAUCGCAGUUCACAACUAGUGUACAGCACUCGCUGGAAAAGAUCAAUCUAUGCAGCAGCAGCUUGGAGGGCUAUAAUGUAUACAGCCUGUAUGACAGGGUUUCCUUGAAACUCUGAAGCCAUGGCCUGGUCUGAUUCGUGAACAAGUACGUGCCACCGUGCCAGACUGCCAGGACAAAACAUGGCCCAGGAAAAGAAUUUUACCGUGACGCCUGCAGUGAUACUAUUGUUGCAUUCAAGUGUGCCUGGCUGUAGUGAUCACAAGUUCAUUGCUUGUACAAUUUUCUAGUACCCAUGUACUAGGUCACUUCAAAGGAGAAUUGACGCAUAUUACUA